This is a messenger RNA of Sinocyclocheilus grahami, 1231 nucleotides long. Its product is annotated as gamma-aminobutyric acid receptor-associated protein-like. Bases 128 to 496 code for a protein of 122 amino acids. The record is from RefSeq and is a predicted model, not a curated record. The transcript is spliced from 4 exons. Lineage: Eukaryota; Metazoa; Chordata; Actinopteri; Cypriniformes; Cyprinidae.
GUGCCUUGUUAUUGGAUAUCCCUCCGCCUUCAGACGCCGUUGUCAAAGAAAAAAACCUGAACUAGUUUGUAAACACCGUCGACGGCAGAUUUUCUUGGAGAUUUUUAAGAUCUCCCAGUCCGUGAAAAUGAAGUUUAUGUACAAAGAAGAGCAUCCAUUUGAGAAGCGUCGGUCCGAGGGGGAGAAAAUCAGAAAGAAGUACCCGGACAGAGUGCCUGUGAUCGUGGAGAAAGCUCCCAAAGCCAGAAUAGGAGAUCUGGACAAGAAGAAAUAUCUCGUCCCGUCUGACCUCACAGUGGGGCAGUUCUACUUCCUCAUUCGGAAAAGGAUCCACUUGAGGGCCGAAGAUGCCCUCUUCUUCUUUGUCAACAACGUCAUUCCUCCCACAUCAGCCACUAUGGGGCUGCUUUACCAGGAGCACCAUGAAGAAGACUUUUUCCUUUACAUUGCCUACAGUGAUGAAAGCGUCUAUGGGGACGUUUUGAGAGAUAUGUAACUAAUUUACUUGCCCGACACUACCCUUCCAUAAAAUAAAAUGAUCAAUAUGUUAGGCCGCAUGAAGUGUACAUGUUGAAUGCACUUUCAUAUCCUCCAAAUCUGUUUAUGAAUUAUUGUUCGUACUCUAUGCUGCCUGCAUAUUGUUCCUUCCUACUUAAGAGUUCCUCUUUGCUUUUAUGCAGACCUGAUACAACCUUUGUCCUGGUCUGUUUCAGUAAAUUAGUGGUACUCAUAUCCAUAAAAGCUUUUUCAAUGUUCUACACUUCUCCUUUCACCUUUUCUCACUUUCCCUCAGCACCGACAUACAUCCUGCAGUCACUUUGCUAAUCUGUCGAUCUUGAUUUUGUUUUUUAGCCACCAUAUUUGCACAGACCAAAAUCACGGAUAAUACUGGACUAUCAUACCAUGUAAUGUGUGUGAGUGUGUUUGUGUACCAUUGCCAAUAAUUAUUAUUUUUAAAUCGGUUGGAAUUGCUGUUUAAUUGAAUAAACUGGUUAAAAUACUUUUUUUUUUUAAGUUUCUUUUCAAUUGAGAUGCUGUUGGAGAUUGCUUGUUUAUGUUUCAAUUGUAUAAUAAUCAUUAUUAUUAGGUUGGAGUUCAUGAAUUGAUUGGCCUUUUUUUUUGGGCUUGUUUGUAUUAUGGAUUGAUGUGUUUUGUUUUGUUUUGUUUGGUGUCUAGUUGUCAUGGUCACCAAUCCAAGCUUACCACCAUUAUAAACUUGAUGUAAAAAGCU